Messenger RNA from Ilex paraguariensis (yerba mate), 1650 nucleotides. The record is from the annotation of a GenBank genome assembly. NCBI's taxonomy places the organism in Eukaryota, Viridiplantae, Streptophyta, Magnoliopsida, Aquifoliales, Aquifoliaceae.
AUGGCCGAAGCUUCCGAUGAAUCAACGGACAUCGAGAAGCUGUACGAGUACGGAGAACGGCUCAACGAGGCCAAAGACAAGUCCCAAAAUGUGAAGGAGUAUGAGGGCAUAAUAGAAGCUGCAGGAGGAUUUAGUGUUAAGGCAAGACAAUUAGCUGCGCAGCUUAUUCCCAAGUUCGUCAAGUACUUUCCGACUCUUUCCGAACAGGCUCUCGAUCAGCAUGUUAAUUUGUGCGUGGAUGAAGAGCUUGGGGUACGGGUACAGGCGAUUCGGGGACUUCCUCUUUUUUGCAAGGACACGCCAGAAUGUUUGUCUAAAAUUGUCGAUGUUCUUGUGCAGCUUCUUGUAGCAGGAGAAAAUGUGGAACGGGAUGCUGUGCAUAAGGCCCUUAUGACUUUGUUGCGGCAGGACAUAAAGACUUCCUUGACGGUUUUGUUUAAGCAUGUUGGAAGCACUGAAGAACGCAGUACGGAUGAAACUGAAAGCAUGCGUGAGAAGGUUAUAUGCUAUAUCAGAGAUAAGGUGUUUCCUCUUAAAGCAGAACUAUUGACACCUCAAGAGCAAAUGGAGAGGCAUGUAACUGAUUUGGUGAAGAAAAAUCUACAAGAUGUUACUGGGGCAGAAUUUAAAAUGUUCAUGGACUUCUUGAGAAGGUUGAGCUUAUUUGGACAAAAUGCUCCCACAGAACGCAUUCAAGAACUUGUUGAAAUUAUUGAAGGACAGGCUGAUCUAGAUGCACAAUUUGAUGUUUCCGAUGGAGACCACAUGGACCGAUUAAUUUCUCUGCUGAACAUGGCUCUUCCUCUUUUCAUGAGGGGUGCAUCAAGCAGCAAGUUCUUCAACUAUUUGAUCAAACAGAUCAUACCUGUUUUUGAUGAGCUUCCUGAAGAUAGAAAACUCGACUUGCUCAAGAAUCUUGCAGAAUGUUCACAUUAUGUGGCACCGCAAGACUCCCGGCAGCUUCUUCCAUCUGUUGUUCAACUUCUGAAGAAGCACAUGAUUCGGAGAAAGCUUGAAGACAUUAAGUUCACUAAUGUUGAAUGUUUGUUGUAUACCUUCCACCAUUUAGCACAUAAGACUCCUAAUGCCACAAAUAGUCUGUGUGGCUACAAGAUUGUCACAGGCCAACCAUCUGAUAGGCUUGGUGAAGAUUUUUCAGAGUACUAUAAAGACUUCACUGAGAGAUUGGGUAUUGUAGAGGAUUUAGCUAAAGCUAUGAUCAAGAAGUUGACGCAAGGGAUGGCAGAGCACAACAGACUGAUGACUGCUGCUAAAACAGAUGAGGAAAAGAACAUUAUAAAGACACAGAAGCAGAACACUACGAGUGAGCUUCGGGCCUGCAACAACAUACUGGCAAUGACCCAGCCAUUGCAUUCAAAAUCACCUUCUUUUAUCGGAGACAAGAAAAUUAACUUGUCGUGGAAAGAAGCAACAAAAUUUUCAGUCCCGUCUACUGGUGCUGUUUCAGGUCAGAAACGUGCUGCCGCUGCUAAUGGUUCAGGCACUUCCGCUGCCAAAAAGGGUCGAGAAGCAGGUGGUGUACAAAACCAACUUGUACACAAGGCAUUGGAUGGUUUACAUAGCAGUGGGAGGACCGGUGGAAGAGGCAGGGGUUGGCGGGGACGUGGAAGGGGACGGGGCUAUCGUUAG